AUGAAGAUUGUUUGGUGGAUUCCAUUGAAUCUGUACCUGCUAGUGAGCAUUUUCUUUGUGCGUGGCAAAAAUUUCUGCUAUGAAAUUGAGAAAAUCCCGAAACUGGUUCAAAAUAAAUCUAUCGGUGUUGAAAUUGGAACCUGCAACUAUUACUGUAUGUUUACCGAGCACACACUUCCGGUGACCGUUGCGGUUGAAAAGCUCUCGUGCGAUCUGGAAUUUGAAAUCCAACGAAAGGAGGUUUGCUGUGAAGGAUACUAUCGUCACGGCAAUGAUUGUCUACCGCUGUGCAAGAGUCAAUGUGUGUACGGUGAAUGCGUUGCAGUGGACACGUGUCAGUGUUAUGCUGGUUACCGCAAAGUUCAUGAGUUCUUGUGUGAGCCAGCUUGUGAAAUGUCGUGUGAAAAUGGACGUUGUGUGGCACCAAAUGUUUGUCUGUGCAAUGAUGGCUUCGAGAGCGACGAGUUUGGGGAAUGUGUACCAAAGUGUCAGGAGCGGUGUCGUUUUGGAUGGUGCGAAGGAAGCAAAUGUCGGUGUUAUGACGGAUAUUCAACUGAUCCUGAAGACGGCAACCGAUGUAUUCCGCAGUGUUUUCCUGGCUGUGGGAAUGGCACCUGUGUACAUCCCAACGUAUGCCAGUGUUUUCAAGGUUACACACUCUCUCCAACAUCCCCGUUUGUAUGCUCUCCGGUUUGUAGUGGCCUCUGCCAAAACUGUGUUGCUCCCGGGAUCUGCGAUUGUUCUAACGGCUACCGCCUAAACGAUAUCAACGAAUGCAUCCCAAUUUGUGCAACGCUCGAUUGUUCGAAUGGUCGAUGUGUGGAACCGGAGGUUUGUCGGUGCAAUGAGGGAUUCACACCCAGCGGUAACGAUAAGGGCGGUUGCGUUCCACUUUGCAAGAACGGAUGUCGCAAUGGGAGAUGUAUUGCUCCGGAUGUUUGCUUGUGUGAUCCAAUGUAUCGUAUGGGCUCGAAUCAUACCUGCGAGCCAUAUUGUCCUGAUGGCUGCUUGAACGGAGAUUGCAUUGGUCCCGGUGUCUGCCAAUGUUGGACUGGGUACAACUUCAACUUGGUGAUAGGACUCUGUGAGCCAUAUUGUGGUGAACCAUGUUCCAAUGGAAUUUGCAGUGGUCCGGAUUUAUGCGCAUGUAAUGAGGGGUACCAUUUGGAUCGCAGAAAUUCUAUGAAGUGUGUGCCCAAAUGCAAUAAACCAUGUGUCCACGGAAAGUGCAUUGCGCCGGAUGUUUGCGAGUGCAACAAAGGAUAUUCCAAAAUUGAGAACAGUAACAAUGUUUGUGAGGCUAAAUGUACAAACGGGUGUCAGAACGGGAGGUGCGUAGGACCGGAACGGUGCGAAUGUCUUCCAGGUUAUUUCACGACGACCAGCUUGAUCAACGUGAAAAAAUCAGUUUGUACACCAUACUGUAAGGACCGAUGCAUAAACGCAUACUGUAUCAAGCCAAACUUGUGCCAAUGUAUUACGGGCUAUAGGUUCGUUGUGAACAGCACGAGUGUUUGUGAACCAAUCUGUGACGAAUCCUUGAUAGAUUGUAUGAAUGGUCAGUGCGUUCAGUCUAAUACUUGCCAGUGUAACCUAGGAUUUACGCUAGCGAUAAGAAAUGGGAAAAUAACUUGCGAUCCAACGCAUUGUGAGAGGGCUUGUGUCAAUGGAUUUUGUGUUGGCGAUGGCUCAUGUGAUUGCAUUGAUGGGUAUCGGAUAUCUACGGAAUUUGAUCACGUAUGUGAACCGAUCUGCGAACCGGUAUGUAGCAGUGGUACAUGCAUUGCCCCUAACGUUUGUAUCUGUAAAGAAGGUUUCGUAUCCUCGGAUGGUGGAACGUGUCAACCAUACUGUGAUUCAAAUAAGGUGGUCUGUUCGUAUGGGAUUUGUCUGGGAAAUAAUCAGUGUCAAUGCCAUGAUGGUUUUUAUUUGAGAAAGGAUCCCGCUGGGAAAACCGAGUGCACACCUCUGUGUUCCACGAGCUGCUUGAAUGGACGCUGUGUGGCGCCUGGGAUCUGCCAGUGCAAUGAUGGAUUCGAAUACAAUCAACUGGUGGCAACGUGUGAACCAAUUUGCGAUCCACCCUGUGAAAACGGGGACUGUGUGGAACCAGAUACCUGUUUGUGUCACGAUGGUUUCGUUCCGGAAGAUGAACAUUCAUUCCGUUGGCACCAUGUCUGUUCGCCUUACUGUGAUUCGCGUGUAGUUGAUUGUAGCAAUGGAAUUUGUGGGGGUAGGAAUUUUUGUCGAUGCAAUGAAGGUUUCUACUCGAGCUAUACCGAUGCUGGUCUACUAACUUGUAUUUCGCUAGCACAAGAAUCUGCUCCUGUUUUGAAAAGUUCUGCAGGCUGUAACAACGAAGUGUCUGUUGCGAAGAGGUCUAUGAACGAGGAAGGAUCUGUAUCGACUCCGGGAAGAACUAAUGCUGUAGCGAUCUGCGAAGGUUGUGAUGUCAGCUGGCAGCGUCGGGAUAUGAAUGAUAUAACAAAAAUGCAGAGCACUGAGUAUGUUGAGGUUUUUAAAAAUAGCCAGUUCAACACAUUUUCGGUAUUUAAUCGCGUUGAUUUGGUUAUAGCAUUACUGGCCUCAUCAGUAGCAUUCAUCGUUAUUUUGGUGUCGUACUUAGUCUGUGUUUGUGUUAGUAAAAAGCAUUCGUACACGACCGAGACCAUUAUCAACUAG
This is a messenger RNA of Toxorhynchites rutilus septentrionalis, 2682 nucleotides long. Its product is annotated as platelet endothelial aggregation receptor 1-like. NCBI's taxonomy places the organism in Eukaryota, Metazoa, Arthropoda, Insecta, Diptera, Culicidae. Bases 1 to 2682 code for a protein of 893 amino acids. The record is from RefSeq and is a predicted model, not a curated record. The transcript has 7 exons.